Orbilia oligospora ATCC 24927 is the source of this 957-nucleotide messenger RNA. RefSeq lists its product as uncharacterized. Gene Ontology annotation, molecular function: protein dimerization activity. The record is from RefSeq and is a predicted model, not a curated record. NCBI's taxonomy places the organism in Eukaryota, Fungi, Ascomycota, Orbiliomycetes, Orbiliales, Orbiliaceae. The transcript is spliced from 2 exons. Bases 1 to 957 code for a protein of 318 amino acids.
AUGCAACACACCAAGAUCUCUCCAAGGCUGCCGCCUACCCCAAAACCCUCGACAGAGUUGGCACCAAGACGAACUCCUCGCCUUUCAAUAGAUGCAUCGUUCAAUCUGGGCCCUGCCGCAAUCACACUGUCCCCAGAGGUUUUAAAAACCGCCUCAUCAGCACACACUGUCGCGGCAACUCACCAGGCUCCACCACUAUCUCCGACUUCUCCAUUCUCGCUGACACCGAUCAAUCCAGAUGAGCCAAGGGUACAGCAAAGGCGGCGGACCUCAUCUAGUGCUGGUACGACUACCAGCAAGAGGAAGGAUGUCGUGAUUGGGCCACCGCCUACUAGGCAACAUCCAAUCAUUCAGAUGAAGCCUAGAGAAGUAGUACCGGCCAUUGUGGAGGACACAACGACCAAGGCUGUUGCCGGAACAAAGCGGAAAGCUACUGGUGUAUCUGCAGCAAAGAGAAAGAUUGCUCGCAAGACCGCUCAUUCAGAGAUCGAGAGGCGGCGUCGAUCAAAAAUGAAUGACCAGUUCGCCAAACUUAAGAGCAUGGUUCCUGCUUGUAAAAACCAGGAUAUGCAUAAACUCGCCAUUCUUGAGGCCACUACUGAAUACCUUGCAUAUCUUGAAGAGGCCAUCAAAGUGUACCGCAACGCAGGUUCAGACAGCGUCGUUCACAGCCCACCAACCUUUUCCGCUUCGGAUAGCGGACCAGGCGAUGAGAUGAUUGAUUAUGACGAUGAGGAGGACGAUGAGGCCGAUGACUUCGCCAUCGCUACUGCAGACUGUUCGCCAGCGUUGUCAGCAAUUCCGUCCCACCAACCCACGCUUGAAAUCACAGACACAGAGGCCACUCACGCCUUACUGCUCCUUGCCGACCACCAAUCACAACAUUCUCCUAGAGAACGAAUGAUGAGCUUUAGUACUAGAUCGAGACCGAUUUCGGUGAAAGAUUUGUUAUUGUAG